UGUUAGGGGGCAGCACAGUUGUGUCCAAGUCUUUAAACGGAGAUAAACAAAUCGGGCAGCGACGAAGAAGGAGCACCCGUCACUGCAAGCUUGUAGCAAGAUUGCUAAUGCGGGGACGAAACGACUUGUUUGAUAUCAUCAUGAGCUAUGCAGAGAAACCAGACGACAUAACAAGGGACGAAUGGAUGGAUAAGCUCAACAAUGUCCACAUACAGAGAGCUGAUAUGAACAGACUUAUUAUGAACUACUUGGUGACAGAGGGAUUCAAGGAGGCUGCAGAGAAGUUCAGAAUGGAGUCUGGAAUUGAGCCGAGCGUGGACUUGGAAUCCCUUGAUGAAAGAAUCAAGAUCAGAGAAAUGAUUCUGAAGGGACAGAUCCAGGAUGCUAUUGCGCUGAUCAACAGUCUGCAUCCGGAAUUGCUGGAUACAAAUCGCUACCUUUACUUUCACUUGCAGCAGCAGCAUCUUAUUGAGCUCAUCCGCCUGAGGGAGACUGAGGCGGCCCUUGAAUUCGCCCAGUCUCAGUUAGCAGAGCAGGGAGAAGAGAGCCGAGAAUGUCUGACUGAGAUGGAGAGGACACUGGCCCUGCUUGCGUUCGAUAACCCCGAAGAGUCACCUUUCGGAGAUCUGCUCAAUAUGAUGCAGAGGCAAAAGGUGUGGAGCGAAGUGAAUCAGUCUGUGCUCGACUAUGAAAACCGGGAGUCAACACCCAAGUUGGCCAAACUUCUGAAACUGCUGCUGUGGGCUCAAAAUGAACUGGACCAAAAGAAAGUGAAGUAUCCAAAAAUGACAGACCUGAGUAAGGGGACCAUCGAGGAGCCAAAAUAAUGAAAGCAUAAAAUGGACACGUUUCCGGUAUCUAUUUAUACUCCAACAAAAUGAUGUUAGAUCAUUUUUCUGCCCAAACCUUUAUUACAUGAACUGGAUUGAUACCAUUUUAAAAAAAUGACCUCUCACUCGAUUGGAACAUGUUUGACAUUAUCGUUUUGGUUCACAUGAUAUCUUUUUCAUAUUUCCAUGUCCACAAGGUUUUUUUUUUCUGUCUAUUGGCAGGGAAAGUUGGGAUUUGAGGAUGAAUAAAGCCUAAAUUAGGCUGUCUCGGUGUGACCAUUAAGUUAUGCUUCCAGUUAAAAUGUUUGUUGUGUUUGCACGUCCUCACUAAAAGCUUCCAUGUCAGCAACCAGAUGACACAAGACACAAGAAGACAUUUGGAUUUUUUUUCAAAAUACUCGUUUAAAUGUAACUAUCCUUGUCACAGUUGACAAGGUUGCGGUUACAAGCACAUGAUAAUAAAUACAGAAAUCUGUCGUGUACGUAUUUAGAAUAAGCUGCUCAUUUGCCGUGCUUCUGUUCACUGCUAUUUUAUUUUGCAAUAAAUACAAUUUUACAAUUUUAA
This is a messenger RNA of Corythoichthys intestinalis (scribbled pipefish), 1395 nucleotides long. RefSeq names its product glucose-induced degradation protein 8-B homolog. The transcript is spliced from 5 exons. The record is from RefSeq and is a predicted model, not a curated record. Gene Ontology annotation, molecular function: protein binding. Bases 108 to 827 code for a protein of 239 amino acids. Gene Ontology annotation, biological process: proteasome-mediated ubiquitin-dependent protein catabolic process; positive regulation of canonical Wnt signaling pathway. Gene Ontology annotation, cellular component: cytoplasm; nucleus. NCBI's taxonomy places the organism in Eukaryota, Metazoa, Chordata, Actinopteri, Syngnathiformes, Syngnathidae.